Molecule: messenger RNA, 354 nt
Organism: Mesorhabditis belari
Lineage: Eukaryota; Metazoa; Nematoda; Chromadorea; Rhabditida; Rhabditidae
Source: the annotation of a GenBank genome assembly
AUGGCCUACCAGCACUACAGAGAGACGACACUUGGGCAAGCGUUGAUGGAGAUUCUCGACGAAUAUCUACGAGACGGCGUCAUCACCGAUCACCUCAAGAACAAAACCCUUGCCACUUUCGAUCGAGUGAUCAGCGCGGCCCUACACGACACCGGAAAACACAAGGCGCAAUUCAUCGGUGAAAAGCUCGUCGCCUAUCGAUACUGUGACAAUGUGUGGAGUCUAAUGCUGAAAAACGUGACGUUCAGCGAUCAGACGCGGACUUUCGACUCGAUAACGAUGGUAGAUCGUAUGAAAAUCGUGGCGUUGGAUGGCCGAGAGACGACAUUGGCCGCACGACGCCCACCCGGGACC